Messenger RNA from Striga asiatica, 2114 nucleotides. NCBI's taxonomy places the organism in Eukaryota, Viridiplantae, Streptophyta, Magnoliopsida, Lamiales, Orobanchaceae. The record is from the annotation of a GenBank genome assembly.
UUUGAAUUUGGCUAAAAAUUGUGAUUAUGCUCAGUCGCGUGACUCGCGUCUCUAUCCAUCUUUGGUUUCCCUCUCUCGACUCAAAUAUAUAAAUACGUUUCGUCUCUUGAGCACAGAGGAGAGAGGAGCCGGCGGGUUUCAUUUUCAUAUUAACUCAAAUCGAAAGAGACGAUGAGUGAGUGAUGGCGGCAGGCGCCAGUGGGGUUGAGCCGCAGUAUGGCGUCGCUAAGACGUCGGUUUGGUGGGACAUCGAGAACUGCCAGGUCCCCAGGGGCUGCAAACCUCACGCCAUUGCUCAGAACAUACGCUCCGCCCUCGCCAGAAUGAACUACUUUGGGGCCAUCACCAUCUCCGCCUAUGGAGACACCAAUCGCAUCCCGACCACCGUCCAACACGCCCUCUCCAGCACCGGCAUCGCUCUAAACCACGUCCCAGCCGGAGUUAAAGAUGCAAGUGACAAGAAAAUAUUAGUUGAUAUGCUGUUUUGGGCAGUCGACAAUCCUGCUCCUGCAAAUUAUUUGCUGAUCUCUGGUGACAGGGAUUUUUCAAAUGCUCUCCAUCAAUUGCGCAUGCGGAGAUAUAAUAUCCUUCUAGCACAACCCUUUAAAGCUUCUGCAGCUCUUGUUGCUGCAGCAAAGUGUGUCUGGCAAUGGUCAAGCCUCGUUUAUGGAGGGCCUCCUUACAUGAGUAACGGUCAAGAUCAGAUUGGUAUUGAUGCUUCUCAAACAGAUACUGCAGCCUGUGAUAAUGCUGUUCCAAAUCAACCUGCUUCAACAACCUCUGCUGGUAGUACUCUCCCCGUGGCUAUGGUUGGCCAGAAGUCAUCCACUUUGAGCACUAGCAAAUUCUUAUAUGUUCCAAUAGGCGUAAAUAAAAUCAAAACGGAAAGUAUGAGAAGUUCGGCUGAUAAACAUGAAGGAGAAGAAAAUAAAAAUGUGCAGUGCUCCCAUCCACCUGCAAAACAGUUUAUGAAAGUACCUCACGAAUAUUUUGGUCCAAAUGCAACCUCCUCUAAUGCAGCUGCUUCAAGUACUUCUAUUUCGAAUCCAUUUCCUUUGCCUGGGAGUAUGGAUGCUACCACCUGUUCUAGCAGUCAGAUGACUCAUUCCCAUCAACCAGAUGAUUCGAUUUCUCGUGAUGAGUCAUCACUUAAAUCAAGAUCUGAAAGAUCAUCUGUAGGACUGCCAGAUAUUGGCAAGGUAAGUGGGUCCCAGAAUGGUGGCCCGGAUUUUAAUCAUCAGGGAGGAGAAGGUUCUAUAGCAAAGGAUACUUCAUUGUCAGAUGGUGCUGGAAAGUCCAUGAGCCAGUUAUAUUCCGGUGGCAAAGUGUAUGGUAAGCAUCUUCAUUCUCAACACGUCCAAGGCCUUAUAGGUGUAAUAUUUCUAGCCUUGAAUACUCUGAAAGUUGAGAAGAUUGCACCUACCGAAGCAAAUAUAACUGAAUGUAUCCGUUUUGGUGAUCCAAAGUACCGCAAUAUUGAUGUGAGAAAAGCUUUAGAAUGCGCCCUUGACCAACAAAUGAUAGUCAAGCACCAACUAGGUAACAUGGAGCUUUAUGUUGGUAGGAUUGAGAGGCUAUGGUCAUGUGAGAAUCCUGUUGGGGGUAAUGUUGAGAAGUACCCGAAAGAGACCUGGAAUACAAUUCACAAGUUUCUGACUUCCUCGGCUGGGCGUUCAACGUUAUUAGCAUCUGAAUGCAGGUAUCAAGCAGCUCUGAUUCUUAAAAAUUCAUGUUUGAAAGCACUGCCUUUGGGGGAGGUGUUUCGAGUCUUGAACUUGAUUAUAACCGUGAAGAAAUGGAUCAAGAUUGGGAACCUGGGGUGGCAACCUAUUACCAUCGACCUUCCAGAAAGAAACUGAAUAAAAUCUUGAUACUUUCCCUUUAGUUGGAUAAAAUGGAAACAUAGUGACAUACAUUGGGCCAAGUUGGUUGGUUUUCCCCCUUAUUCUUGGCUCGAGCUUUUGAAAAUUUUGGCUAUGCUGUGGGUGGCUGAGUAGGAUCUUUAAGCCUGAUCUUAUUCCGAAGCAGCUUUCUAGAACUUCUUAUGGUUUAUUUUGUUUCUUUCUCUUUGUCCGUUGUGACCAAACAGCAAUCUCAUGAACACAAAUUGCAAU